CGAGUGCUGAUCAAACUGUGGCGGCUUUGUCGAGAGCUAGAAGAUUAGUGUGCAUUGUGGGUUGAGGGAAGUUUGGAAAAAGAUGGAGGGCAAGGGUGUUGUGCUUAUCGGCCUGCUCCUGGCAACUCUUGCCAUCUUUACUGCUAAUCCAAGGGCUGAAGCUGCCAGAAAAAACCUGCCUGUUUUCCUCGAUGCUUUCAGCGCCGGUACAAGAGAUGGAGAGAACUGCUGCGACAAUUGCGUCUGCACCUUGUCAGAGUGCAUGUGUGGUGAUAUCUAUUACGCGGCCUCCUGUCCUCCCGCAUGUGGUUUAUGUAUAUGUACACUAUCUUAUCCUCCUGGUUGCAGAUGUGUGGAUAUUAAUCCUAGCUACUGCCACACACCAUGCACCGAGUCUCGUAAAGCCGUGCUGAGCAGCUAAUGAAGUGAUGAAGAGGAUGGAAUGAGUUUCCCAAGUGUCUAGCUACUUGUCUAAAUAAGGUCUCCCAAUAUUAAUUGUGAUGACUCAUGAUCACUGCUACUGCAGCAGGUUCUAAAUAAAGCGACCUGGGGUUGUUUUCUUUCAAGUUUCA
Nymphaea colorata (pocket water lily) is the source of this 572-nucleotide messenger RNA. RefSeq names its product Bowman-Birk type trypsin inhibitor-like. Gene Ontology annotation, molecular function: serine-type endopeptidase inhibitor activity. NCBI's taxonomy places the organism in Eukaryota, Viridiplantae, Streptophyta, Magnoliopsida, Nymphaeales, Nymphaeaceae. The transcript has 2 exons. The coding region runs from base 83 to 421 and encodes 112 amino acids. Gene Ontology annotation, cellular component: extracellular region. The record is from RefSeq and is a predicted model, not a curated record.